This is a messenger RNA of Pyrenophora tritici-repentis Pt-1C-BFP, 432 nucleotides long. NCBI's taxonomy places the organism in Eukaryota, Fungi, Ascomycota, Dothideomycetes, Pleosporales, Pleosporaceae. The record is from RefSeq and is a predicted model, not a curated record.
AUGAACAUGUUCACGAAGUUCCAGAUUGCCGAUCCGCAAUUCCGAAAAAUCUUCGGAUUAACGUUUGGUAGCGGUAUUGGGGUCGUUUUGAAUGUCAAGGUUGAAAGCAAACUCAUAAAGCAGAAGGCGAAGUUGUAUGCCCGAAUCUCCGGCGAGAUCCUCUACGAGGAUACCGCACAACGCUACCACGACCUCCUCCAACGCUUCCGAAAUGUAGCCAACUUUGCGAUCAACUCCCACAAAAAGUACGAUCUUACAAGUCAGAAGCUGAGUACUUGGUCUGUCUGCAAAUCUUCAAGUCUAGACCCCCUUCUAGACCCCCUAGACGAGGUGAUUUGCAUGAUCAAGGGCGUGAUACAUUCGCGACAUGUAUCCUUCUAUGAAGACUGGUUACAAAACCCCCGGGACUUACUUUCAAUGGCCUUCCAGUAA